Penicillium waksmanii is the source of this 2205-nucleotide messenger RNA. Its product is annotated as putative meiosis protein MEI2. The record is from RefSeq and is a predicted model, not a curated record. The transcript has 13 exons. The coding region runs from base 1 to 2205 and encodes 734 amino acids. Lineage: Eukaryota; Fungi; Ascomycota; Eurotiomycetes; Eurotiales; Aspergillaceae.
AUGGUCUCACAGCCGCCAAAGGAGACCUCCUCUGGAGGAUCUGCUUCUCGGAAGACUCCUGACAGUGAGCUCGCCUCGUUCACCUUCCACUCUCAGCAACAAAAUGGCAGUCCCUUGGCUGGACGAACCCGAGAAAUAGACCCUCGAGUUCCUAUGGAUCCAUUCAUGGCACGCGCCUACAACCUAUUCGAAGGGGCAGAUCUCGCGGAUAGUCCGAAUUCCGUGGGAAGUCCCCCUGCUCAGUCUUUGCCUGUCUAUCUUGAUCCCACACCCGCAUCCGCACCCGUGAAUCUGAAUUACCCUGUCUCAACUCCGCCGUCGGGCUCUUACGGACGCAGCCCGUUUAGCCUGCCUUUACGGGGUCCAGCCCACACCACCUACGAUCCAUCGGCAGUUCUGGGGCCCACCUCGCACCCCCGCGAGCCUUUUGGUGUCCAGAACAACUUCGCCAGCCCUCAGAUCUCGCCGCUGCAACCCAAAGACCUACAAACUUCGUUUUGCGAUGACCGCCGGUUGCUUGUGCGCAAUGUGGACACGGACACGGAGGGCCUUGAGGUGGUCCAGCUGUUUCAAAAUCUCGCAUCUGUCAAUGGACCCUUUUGGACUACUUUGAACACGACCGGCCGCUUCUUCGUUUCCUUCUCUGACAGUAGAGAUGUCGAUGCUGCUAUUCAGCGUAUCAGUCGCGACUACAAGGAAUGGGAACUGAUUCCUCUCUCCGCAGAGGACUUUACUCGCGAUACCCGAAUGGUCAGUCCACUGCCCCUGGGCUUUGAUGACGCAGUUGUGGUCACUGUCUACUGUGGAACCUAUUCCACGAUCCAGCCUGCAAAUGUCAUCGUACGAAUCAAGCAGUUUUUGGAGUUGGCUGGCAAAGUGCGCUCGAUUCAGGAGCUCCAGUUUGGUAUUCCGUCCGAUGGAUCUCGAUUGACAACUCAUGAGCUAGCUGUCAAGUACUUCGAUUCUCGCCAUGCGGCCAAUGCAGUCAAGGCUUUGAAUGCUACUCGAACUGCGGAUUUUGUUAUGGAAGUCAUGCCACUGCAUCGCGAUAUGCCAAGCGCCAUGCAUCGUCACUGGACUUCUGUUCCCAAAACUCGUCGGCCCUCGAUGGUUUUCCCCGGCACACCAGCACGACGCAUGUAUAUGUCGCCAAGUGACCCGGACAGUCCCCCGAUUCCGGACGAACUCAAGCCCGCUCGGAACGUCAUUGACCUGAGUAAGAUUUAUUACGGUCAAGAUGGACGCACGACUGUUAUGCUUCGAAACAUACCCAACCAAAUGACUUGGGUAACGUUCCCCUCCUUCACCAACCUGGGCUCCAGAAAACUGACAAACGGAAAACAGCAACAUCUGAAACAAGUCCUCGAUCUAACCAGUGCUAACUGUUAUGAUUUCAUGUACCUGCGUAUGGGUGUCCCAGAUUUUGAUCAGAACCAGAGUGUUGGUUACGCCUUUGUUAACUUCAGCGUUCCCCUGGACAUCAUGGCGUUCAUGGAGGCUCGUGAGAGCAUGUGUUGGCCUGGAUUCGAAACCCAUGUUGAAAAAGUCGCUGAAAUGUCCUAUGCAACGGUCCAAGGCAGGGAAGCUCUUGUCGAGAAGUUCCGGAACAGCCCGGUAAUGCUCAACCAUCCGGACAAUCGUCCCAAACUCUUCCAUACUGCUGGACCUCGUACCGGUCGACUGGCCUCAUUCCCACCGGUGAACAACUUCUUUAUCCUGGCUAAGGGCGUUGAUCGAAGCAGACGAAGUGAGGGCCCCCUCCAGGUCCUGGCGGGCCCCGUGGCCCCCACUCCAUGGGUCCCUCUGGUCACCCUCGUAUGGUGUCGGUUGAUAGCAGCGAGUCCGGCGGCGUCAGACUUGAGCGUGAAACAUCGGUGCCAGUGCCAAUGUCAACCCCGAUCCGCGGACCACACAACCAUGGCGACCGUUCUAGCCAUGGCGAUCGUUCCAACCACUCCGUUCCUGGUUCACACGGCCAUCCUCGUCCUGCUGGAGCUCGUGGCAAUCAUCGCUCGGGACCUCCAGGCCCUGAUCGUGGAGCUGGAGCUGGAGCCUCGCGGCCCUGGAACAACGGUUCGCUACCUCCUCGUACCGACUAGACCGAAAUUGACCCGGAGCCAGUCAUGGGGUCACUCUCGUGGAUACGAUCUGACGAUGAACGAUUAUGGCAAUGUUAUGUAUGGCAUUUACGAUGCCGAUGGAUGA